AUGACCGCCUCCGAUGCUCCAGCUCCGGUGCCGCAUGGAAAAACACUCGUGGACGGGUAUCGGGAUGCUCUGGACCCCCAACAUGAGGAGCGGUCACGAUAUAACCCACUCAACUCGACCCACCCGCGAAGCUCGGCUCUCCUGAAUGCCAACGACCCCGUGGCCAUGUACCUGUUGACCGAGACCGCGAUAGGGGAUAGUACGAACUACGAAGUGCUGUCCUUUGAGGAGGUGGAAGAGCUGAAGAAGGAAGUCACCUUACUGUCCACUCGCAUCCAGGGCACGAAACGGAAACUGGCGCUUGAAACAAAACUGCGUGAUGCGGCGCAAUCUCUCGGUAGACUCUACAGCCCGCCCAGCCCGCGGAGCAGCGGCGAAUACAAUUCCAAUGGCGGCUCAAACGCCCGGAUGAGCCGGGGCGUAUUUGGUCGUAGUGGGGCUUCUGAUGCCCUCGACAAGAGCGACUCCGAACUCGCGGUCAGCCAGCGGCGAUGUGAAGAAUUGGCGCAGGAACUCUGGAAGCUGGAGAAGAGGUCCCAGAAGAUCAGCCAGCGCUUGCUGGAACACACUGCGGGUGUCUUGCAGAUGACACACAAGGGUCUGAAGAAGGGUCCCAAGAACCCUGCUCCACGCGAUUCGGAUAGCACCUAUGAUGAUCACAAAUUCGAUGACCGCAGUCUCUACCGGGCGGCCGAGCAUUUGGAUAACUUUGGCUUCCACGGAAAGAGUGAGACCAACCCCGCCGCCGCAAUGAAUACCGAGGCCAUGCAGGCUACAGAACGACGAUUGGAGGAACUUAGCGAGCGCAUGCAUGACAUGAUGAUACAGUCCAACCCCGGUGAAUUCAUCGAUCCUCCCCCGCAGCUGUCAGGAGGCGGAGGGCCUGUCAAUCCCACAGCAACGGUUGAAGCUCACCUGGCCUAUAUCCAGAAUGGCAUGAACAACAUCGUCUUGCAUACGGGAGACGUUCCUACUCCUGUGGUUGCUCGCAACAUUGCACCUGAAAUUGAGGGCGCCUGGAAACAACAACUCACCAAAAUCAACAAUCAAGUGCAAACCAUCGUUGAUCGGUUUGGUUUGACCCGUUCGCCAACCUUGCCUCCGCCCCCUGACGCGUCUCACGGCGAAGGGCUGGAAGAACAACUCUCAUACCUUCAGACUGGGUUAGAUGGCCUAGAGAGUCGAGUGGAUGGAGUACUUGAGCAGAAGAGUAUUCUCACCACACAAAUCCAGCAGCAACGCGAGCUCAACUCCAAGUCAGACGCCGAACGAGAUGCUCAUAUUGGCGACCUAACAGAACAGUUGACCCACGCUCGUAGAGAGCUUGAAGUAUCUGAGCGUGGAAGCAACGCCAACCGCGACGAGCUGGCUCUUGUCAUGGAACAGCUCAACGCAAUGCGCCACAGUGGCUCUUCUCAGGAAGAAACCAAGGCGACUCUAGUUCAGGCCGAGGGCGAAGUCGCACGUUUGCAAAGCGUUGUUACCUCGUUGCACGGCGAAUCUGAUGCCAGGAUCAACGAAGUCAGAGAAGCCCGAGAUGCUCAAGAUCAAGCAGAAGCCGAGGUUAAGCGCCUGCAACACUACAUCGACGAUGUGCAAAGAGACAACGAUGACAGAGCCGAGGAAAUCAGUGAUGCCCGCGACCGUGCAGAAGGCGAGGUCAAGCGGCUACAGGCCGUCAUUGUAUCAUUGCAAAAUGAUGUCGAAGCUAAGAGCGAAGAGGCCAGAGAGGCCCUUGACGAUGCGGAAGAUGAAGUGAAGCGUCUACAAGCGGUCAUUACAUCUCUUCAGAAUGAUACCGAUGCUGAGCUCGAGGAGGCCAGAGAGGCUCGCAACCAUGCGGAAGACGAGGUCAAGCGUCUACAGGUCGCCAUUGACUCCCUGCAAAAUGACACCGCCGUCAAGAGCAAAGAGGCCAUGGAGGCUCGCGACCGCGCGGAAGAUGAAGUUAAGCGUCUAAACGUCGUCAUUGUGACUUUGCAAAACGACACCGAUGCUAGAAGUGAGGACAUCAAGGAAGCCCGGGACCGUGCAGAGAACGAGGUUCAGCGCCUACAAAGCGUCGUUGAAACACUGCAGAACGAUAGCGAUUCCAGAUCGGAGGAAGUUAGGGGUGCUCGUGAUCGCGCAGAGCAAGAGGUGGCUCAGCUCGAAGCCGCAAUCCAGCAGAUCCGGAUUCAAUCCGAUGCUCGUAUUAAGGAAGCAGAUGAUCAGCGCGCGCAGUCUGACAGCAAUACUACUCGCCUACAGAAUGAGAUGACUGAGCUCGAAGGCGAGAUUGUGCGGAUCACAACUGAACUGACAAUGGUCAAGGCAGAGCUAGACGGCGCCUAUGGUACCCGAGCCGAACGCGCUGCAGAGGUAUCUUCCAACCCUAGUAUCCAAAGGGAGAACGAUGCUCUGGUUACCCGAAACAUCGAGCUCACGGAGGAACUUGCCGUCCUGAAGAGCCAGCGAGGAGGUGGUGAUCUUCAACAGCGGGCCGAUACUCUUGAAAGAGAACUUCGUGAGACCAUCGAUGACUACGAAGCCAUGACGAAAGCAAGCAUCGAGUUUGAGAAGGAACGCGAACGCUUCGAAAGUUUCAUUGACAGUCUUCGGGAUCGUUGCGAACAACUCGAGACACAACUGGCAGAAGAACGUAUCAGCUGGAUGAACUUGAGUAGUCCCACAUCUGUGGGCCGCGAUGGCACAUCUGAGACGACCUCUACUAUGGUGCUCAAGAAUGAGUUCAAGAAGAUGAUGCGUGACACACGCAACGAGAACAUGAAGAUACUGAGAGCCGAACAAGAAGAGCGUCGCAGAAUUGAAGGGUUGCUGCGAGCCCUAAGAAAGGAGCACGCCCAAGUGACUGGCAGGCCAAUGCCCAGCCCAGGUGGAACUCCAUUAUGA
Molecule: messenger RNA, 2892 nt
Organism: Penicillium robsamsonii
Lineage: Eukaryota; Fungi; Ascomycota; Eurotiomycetes; Eurotiales; Aspergillaceae
Product: involucrin repeat protein
Exons: 3
Coding region: 1-2892 (963 amino acids)
Source: RefSeq, a predicted model, not a curated record